Fraxinus pennsylvanica is the source of this 1368-nucleotide messenger RNA. The record is from the annotation of a GenBank genome assembly. NCBI's taxonomy places the organism in Eukaryota, Viridiplantae, Streptophyta, Magnoliopsida, Lamiales, Oleaceae.
AUGGGACUAUCAUGUUCAUGCCCAUUUUCCGCUUAUAAUGAAUUGGAAUCUGUCAUUGUGAACUCACUCAACUUUGGGAACGAUGGAGAGAAAACUCUGGCUCGAUCUAUCAGCUUCAAGGGCCAAAAUCCUGAACUCACAAUAUCACGAUCUAUUGGUUCGGGGAAAAUGUUGCUCGAAGUAUCUGUUAGCUUUCGAAAAAGGGAACAUAGCUUAUUGGGUAUACAAGCAGAAGGUCAAUCAGGUGUUAUGAAGGACAAUGAGACAGUUAAUCAAUCGUGUGUAUCAGAUUACACCACGGAUCAAUUAGCUGGUUCUGCAGUUCUUGUUGAGCAGAGUUGGAUGAACCUGUUAGAUCUUGUAGAACUCAAUUACAAUUCAGUGUUAUUCUUUGAUCUUUUGAAGAAAGAGACUGCAAUUUCACGCUGGUCGAGAGCAGGAAAGAGAGCUGCCAAAGUUGGGAAAGGCUUAUCCAAGAAUGAGAAAGGUCAGAAACUCGUUUUAGAACAUUGGCUUGAGGCAUUUGAUGUGCAACAUCGCUAUGGACACAAUCUUCGAUUAUACUUCAUCGACUGGUUACAUUCUUCAACACAGGAACCCUUCUUCUACUGGUUGGAUAGAGGAGAAGGGAAUAAUCUAAAUCUUGUCGAAAAAUGUCCUAGAUCAAAACUUGAGAAACAGUGCAUCAAAUAUCUUGAUCCUAUGGAAAGGAAGGCGUACGAAGUUAUAGUGGAAGAUGGGAUGCUAUUCUACAAGCAGAGUCGAGAAAUCCUUGACACCACCGGAGAACCAAAGGGUGUCAAAUGGAUAUUUGUACUCAGCACCUCUAAGGCAUUUUUCAUUGGCCCGAAAAGAAAAGGCGUAUUUCAUCACUCUAGUUUCUUGGCUGGGGGAGCCACAUCCGCUGCAGGGAGGAUAGCCGUUGAAAAAGGCGUAAUUAAAGCAGUCUCGCCUCACAGCGGCCAUUAUCGACCAACUAAAGAAAAUUUCCAGGACUUUCUAUCUUAUCUUAUGGAGAACAAUGUGGAUGUUACAGAAAUUAAGAAAUCUGUGGAUGAAGAAGAAGCACUUGGGCCAAAGGGUGGUCUUUUGUUGAGAAAUAACUCAUUCGAUAACUUUCCUGACGAUAUAUUGGUGAUACAAGACGCAGACAUAGAAGACUCGACUGUAGAGAUACUUGCUACUACUUCAGCAGAAUCAUCUUCCCCAAAGCCUUCCCAGAACUCGAUCAAUCUUCAAACACGAAGGGAAGAUGAUUUGUUGGACAGAAUAUUGGGCAGAGAUCAAACAGUCGAAUCAAAGAACUAUGGCUUCGUGCUAGAAUCUAUGCACGAUGAAUUAAAGCAGCAGAAAAAUAAAUUUCUGUGA